CGUACGCUAGAAGGCAGCACCGAUUCGAACGAGGCUGCUUCUUACGUCACAGGCGAAAAAGAACGCACCUCACACAUGUCGCCACAGCUGUUGCGAAGACUUCACUGCUUGUGAAGACGCAGAGGCCUUUCGUCUGCACAGGCAAAAUAUUCAGAAGGCGAAAUGGCUCUGAUGGGGAUUCAGCUGGUGGUCAGUUUGCUGACUGCCAGCAUCAUGCAGAGGAUGGCGCCCCAUUGCUCGUUUGCACGUUGGCUACUGUGCAAUGGCAGUCUGUUCCGGUUCAAGCACCCUUCUGAGGGAGAGCUGUGUGCCUUGGCUGGGAAACAGAUGCCCAAAACAAACAGGAGAGACAGGAGACAAAAUGGUGAAAACAAGCCUCUCACCGUGCCCAAAGACAUUGACCUCCACUUGGAGAAAGCACCAGUCAAUGCCAUUGAUGCCCUAGUGUUGCGUUUCUUCCUGGAGUACCAGUGGCUGGUGGACUUUGCUGUCUAUGCCUUAGGAGUCUUCCUUUUCACAGAGUGUUACUACAGCGUGGUGGAUGCCAGCAAGGAGGUGAACAUCGGUGCCAUCUGGUGUGUCCUCACUGUUUUUUUCGGACUCAAAGCCCUCCACACGCUGAUGAGCCACUACUUUCGUUCUGAGGAGGGCGGUGAGCGUUCUGUGUGCCUUGCGUUUGGCUUUCUGUCCCUGCUUGUAGCCAUGCUGGUCCUAGUGGUUCGAGAGGACUACUUGGAGUUUGGCUUGGAGUCAGGCUUUUCCAGCCUCUUUGACAACUUGGAGGUGUUCGCCAAGCAGCAGGGCUACGCCGACUGGUCGGUCCCUGUGACCAAGCUAACAGUGAAGCUCGGCCUGGCCGCAGUCUGCGCUUAUAUCGGCUCUUUGAUGGCGUUCCCCGGUCUGCGUCUGGCUCAGACUCACCUGGAUGCCGUGCAGAUGAAUUCGGAACGCCCCCUGAUCCAGAUUCUGCUGCACAUGAGCUUCCUCUCUCCGGUGGUUGUGUUGAUCCUGUGGGUCAAACCCAUCGCCAGGGACUUCCUUGCUCACGCACCGCUGGGGAAAACCUCCGUCACGCUGGUAUCCAGCCAUGCCUUUGACUGCAUGCGACUGUGGAUCGUCGUGGCUUUGUGCGCAUUGCGGCUAGCGCUAACACGCUACCACCUGCAGGCCUACCUCAACCUAGCCCAAAAGUGGGUGGAGCAGAUGAAGAAGGAGGCUGGGCGUAUUGCCGCCAUUGAUAUUCAGAGGAAGGUUACUCGUGUGUUUUGCUACUUGACUGUAGUGACUCUCCAGUAUUUGGUUCCGGUUCUGCUUAUCCUCUUCUCCACACUCGCUCUCAAGACAUUAGGUGGAUUCUCCUGGAGCGGUGAGGCCUCAUCCGAUGUCCCCGGCGUGACACCCGCCUUGCUAAUGCCCACUGUGGCACCUGCGUCGGGUCUCGAUGAUGACGAGGAGCCUUUGGAGGACAUGGAGGAGGACAUCCAGGCCACGGUGGCGCGCCUGACUGAGAUGCUGACCAUGUUGCGCUCGGUCCUCACGCCACUUUUCUUCAGGGGCUUCUUCGCCUUGCUCACCUGGUGGGUGGCGGCCUGUCAGGUGAUCAGCUCACUUUUCGGUAUUUACUUCCACCAGUACCUCAUGCACAAUUAGGACAAAAGCGCAGUGGACAUUCUGAGCCAACCAGAGCAGGCUUCUGGUAUGGAAACACAAACAUCGCCUCAUCUUCCACUUGUUUAUGGAACAUUUCACACUUCUGCCUGGAAGAUGACUCAAUGUCGCCCCUUUGUGACACUAAUGCUGCAGUCCAGAAAAGUGGCAAGUCUUUACGAAAUCAAUUGUAUCCUGUAUUAAGUUAUUUGCUAAAACAAAAUGUCUUGCGACAGUCACAAAUAUUUGCUUAGCACUGUUGUCAGCCAUCUUUUUUCUUUAUCUUGCUUCUGUUUCAAGUACGAUAUUCUGACUUCCAAGCAGUCAGGGAUGAAACACAAAACAGCUCAAAGGUCGAAUCACUUCACUUUUUAAUGUUUCAGUGCUCUACCAAUCACUAUUUUCGCUCAGCAUUUGUAAUAAAUCGAAGACUACUGAUUGGCUGAAUGCUAAUGAGAGUGAAUUUCAAAAACAAUGCAUUCAUCUCUUGUGUUUUAGUAACACUAAAGCAAAAGUGUUCAAAGUGCAUUUCUGGUCCACAACCUGUUUGACCUGUGGCUUAUUCCAAAAAUCCACGAAAAAUUCCACCAUUGCUCAUAAUAUGCUGUCACCACUAUGUCGCUUUUGUCAGAAUACAAAACUGACACAGCAAGUUUUUCUUAAAUUAUACUUCUUAUGUACACAGGUUGGUUUUAGCCUGUUUCUAAAAUUGGAUACGUCAAAAUGACCCCUGAAUCCUUUGAUUUUUCACUAUGUGUCCCUCAGGUUUCAACCCCUAUUUAAAGUGUUGAAUUAGGUUGUGCUGAUGUCAUCACGUAUGUCACUCACAACCACUAGAGGGAAGCAUUUGCAUAGGAAUACUAUGGUGUCCAAUUCAUUUCUCCCACUUUGAGACAACAUGCAUUUUCUAGUUUUCCAUUCAGAUGCUGUAGGUAGCAAUGAGGAGGUCAAAGGCUACGGAGCCAUGGUGACUUUUUAGGGAUGCAACUGUCAUCAGUGAGUGUUUUUUUUAUUGUUUGAUUGCAUGUUGUGACUACAAGGGACAUUUUGACCCAGUUACAAAAGAACCGAUUCAAGAGUGCUAUUUCUUUUCAGUUUUUUUAAGGUUGUGGCUGAAUACUUUUAAUAAUUCCUGCUGGAAUUCCCAAGUGCCUACAAGCUCAGGGAUUUUCGGUCAAUUUUAAAAGAAAUGUCAUUAGUCCCUUUUCAGUGUUUGAAAUAUUUGAAGGGAUUAAAUUACAACUCCAUGGCAACAUUUUCAUCCGCAGCAUUGUAAAUGGUUGGUAUUUGCUUAAGGCAUGGAUUUAUUUAUUGGUUAACUUUAUUCAUCACACGUGGAACUGAAAUUAAAAGUUGCAUUUGUUUAGGAUCAAUAAAGGUGUCUGUUUUUUGGCUUUUUAAUGGAAAUGCUCUGAAAUCAUCAGUACUGUGAAGUGCAAUGUUUAACAUGUUUUGACUGCAUGGUGUGUGUAUAUUUUUGGUUUUGCUUUUACUUGUAUGUGUGACUUAAUUAAAACAUUUUUCAAUCUUGUUUCA
Doryrhamphus excisus (bluestripe pipefish) is the source of this 3183-nucleotide messenger RNA. It is a transcript of the gene tmem161a, whose product is annotated as transmembrane protein 161A. The record is from RefSeq and is a predicted model, not a curated record. NCBI's taxonomy places the organism in Eukaryota, Metazoa, Chordata, Actinopteri, Syngnathiformes, Syngnathidae.